Quercus robur (English oak) is the source of this 1855-nucleotide messenger RNA. RefSeq names its product transcription factor MYB61-like. The transcript is spliced from 3 exons. Bases 193 to 1509 code for a protein of 438 amino acids. NCBI's taxonomy places the organism in Eukaryota, Viridiplantae, Streptophyta, Magnoliopsida, Fagales, Fagaceae. The record is from RefSeq and is a predicted model, not a curated record. Gene Ontology annotation, biological process: regulation of stomatal movement.
CCUUUCUCAGUUGCUACUUCAUUUUCUCAACCUCCCUAUCACCUCUCUCCAUCUUUUCUACCACAGCUAGCUCCUAUAGAAAUUCUAUUCAGAGCCACCUUCUACCCGUUGCUGACAGUUCACCUAGGAUUCAACAAAACUUGCUGUUUAAGGAUAAUUUAUCCCAUCAUAGCGGGUGGGUCUUGCUCCAAAAUGGGUAGGCACUCUUGCUGUUACAAGCAGAAGCUAAGGAAAGGCCUAUGGUCACCUGAGGAGGAUGAGAAGCUUCUGAGGCAUAUUACUAAGUAUGGUCAUGGAUGUUGGAGCUCUGUGCCCAAGCAAGCUGGUCUGCAAAGGUGUGGUAAGAGCUGCAGGUUGAGGUGGAUCAAUUACUUGAGGCCUGAUUUGAAGAGAGGCACAUUUUCACAGGAGGAAGAGAACCUUAUAAUUGAACUUCAUGCAGUUCUGGGGAAUAGGUGGUCUCAAAUUGCAGCACAAUUGCCUGGGAGAACAGACAAUGAAAUUAAAAAUCUUUGGAACUCUUGCCUAAAAAAGAAGCUCAGGCAGAGAGGCAUUGACCCAGUCACUCACAAACCAAUUUCUGAGGUUGAGAAUGUUGAGGACAUAGAUACAUCAGCCAAAAGCCGAGACAAAAUGUCGGUGUUGUCCAAUGAACUGAAUCUCCUCAAGGCAGAGAAUUCAAACCAAGAAGCUACUUUACUUGAGCAAAGACCAUCUUCAAUUGCUUCCCAAGGCUACCCUUUGGAAGUGCAAGGCUCUUCCAGCUCCAAAAUAACGAACAACAACAACAACAACAAUUCAAUGACACCCAGAGCUAACAAGGACUUCUUUCAAGAAAGGUUUGUGACAUCCCACCAAGAAAGUUCCACCACCAAUGAUUUGGUGGGGCAUUACCCACUUCAGCAAUUGAAUUAUGCAUCCAAUGCCAGGCUCCAAACAAACUCAAACUCCAACUCCAAUCAGUGGUUCAUCCAAACUGGGAAAACAUUUGAUAUGAAUUCUGAAUACACCUCCAAUGCAAUAUCCACAAUUCUCCCACCUUCAACCAGCUCAUUUCUACCUCCCUCUAUUGGUUACAAGCCUUCACUUACUUUUCCCACAGAUAACAUAUCCAUUGGCUCUUUCAAUGUUAAUGGAUCCCGUUACUGGGAAACAACCAGUGCCUCCACAACCACAAACAAUAGCAAUAGUAGCAGUGGAAGCAGUAGCAGUGCUGAGCUACAGCACAACAGUUCCUUGUUGGAGACUAGCAUGUUUUCUUGGGGAUUGGAAAGCCAACCAGAAGAUAUCAAGUGGACUGACUAUUUUAAUAACCCAUUAUUGGUGGCGGCUGCUUUACAAAAUCAAACUCCACAGUCUAUAUACAAUGAGAUAAAAUCAGAAACUCAAUUGGUAACUGAGAGUUCAAGUGCUAUGUGGCCUCAUAGCAAGCAGCAAGGAACUCUACAAACUUCUGAUAUUUGUGGUAAGGAUAUCCAAAGACUUACUGCAGCCUUUGAACAUACUUAGCUUGAAUUAACAUGUCAGAGGAAGGAAAACAAAAACAAAACAAAAAAAAACACUGCAGAAUUUUCAGUUACAAGAGGCUUCAACAAUUGCUAGCUGAUUUCUUAAUACAGGUGUGUGUGCCACAUAAAUUCUUCUCUUGUAUAUAGGUCAGAUGAUACAAAAACAUUUCUCAGCCUCUGGUUUUUGCUAUAUUUUUUUUAUUACCUUUGUCCUUCUUCUUGUGUGGGGUAGAAUUGCAAAAUAAGGCUUGUACUGGUGUCUUUUACUCUUCUUUGCCUUAUUGCAUAUGGUCUAUAAUGUUGCGGUUCUAUCUGGUGAAAAAUUUGGAAAAAUUUCUGUUACUCAA